Messenger RNA from Malaya genurostris, 1712 nucleotides. Its product is annotated as cytochrome P450 4d2-like. Bases 3 to 1586 code for a protein of 527 amino acids. Gene Ontology annotation, molecular function: iron ion binding; oxidoreductase activity, acting on paired donors, with incorporation or reduction of molecular oxygen; heme binding. The record is from RefSeq and is a predicted model, not a curated record. NCBI's taxonomy places the organism in Eukaryota, Metazoa, Arthropoda, Insecta, Diptera, Culicidae. The transcript is spliced from 7 exons.
UGAUGUUUGAUCGAGAAACAAUUUGUUUUGUCGAUCAGUUCAUAGUGAGGUUCCGGUUGGUGACAAUGAUAGGCAUAUUGGUGAUCGGCGUUGGUUUGGUUCUGUUGUGCAGAAUUUACCUUCACCGAAGGCGCUUUUUGUGUGCCCUGGAAGCUAUACCAGGCUCCAAAGGGUUACCCUUUCUCGGCCAUGUGGUAGAACUGUUACUGUGUAAUACCACAGAUUUACACGAGAAAUUAGAAGCAUGGGUUAAAAAGUAUGGAACCAGAAUUAAGAUCGAUAUGUUCACUAAAAUUUGGAUCCUGCACAGUUCUCCGGAAGAUAUGGAGACAAUCGCCACCAGCAACGAGUUCAACCGUAAAUCGGAUGAUUAUGACGUUUUGCUAGAAUGGUUAGGCAAUGGAAUUCUACUGGAUCAUGGUGCAAGUUGGUUCGCCAACCGAAAGGCACUGACGGAUGCAUUUCACUUCAAAGUAUUGGAGAAUUUCAUUCCCGCUUCCCAAGAGCAGUCGGAAAUUCUAUCAAAAAAGUUAUUAGGCUUCGAAGGUCAAACGAUUGACAUUUUUCCCAUCAUGAAGUUGUAUACGUUGGAUGUGAUUCUGGAAACGGCGAUGGGUGUCACAUGCAGCGCUCAGUUGAACGACUCAGACUAUGUUCGCGCGGUCGCCGGCUUAUGUCACAUAACGUACUGGAGAAUGUUCAAUUUAAUGGGCUUUUCCGAUGCCACGUUUAGAUUUACAAAGUAUUACAGACCUUACCAAGAAAUGUUGAAGGUCAGCAAUGAUUUUACGAUGGAAGUAAUCACAAGAAGGCGUAAAGAACUUGACAACAGCAGGUCACAGAGCACUAGAAACAGUGCCGAUGAAGAUCGGAAGAAAAGAAUAGCCUUGUUAGACAAAUUACUUGAAAUGGAAGUGAACGGCAGGAAACUGAAUGAUGAGGAGAUAAAGUGCCAAGUCAACAAUUUCAUGUUUGCGGGCCAUGACACGACUUCGAGUGCUCUGACAUUUAUCACGUACUUACUGGCCAAACAUCCCGAUGUACAGGAGAAGCUGCAUCAUGAAAUCACAACCGUACUUGGAAGUACGAUUCCGCCACUCACCACCAGUUUACUAAACCAGCUCAAAUACAUGGAUGCGGUGAUCAAGGAAUCGUUGAGAGUUUACUCUCCAGUACCGUAUUUCUCUCGUACGAUUGAUAAAGAAAUUGUACUGUCCGGUGUUCGCUAUCCAGCGGGAACGACCAUUUCGUGUGGAGUAUAUUUCAUGCAUCGUAAUCCGAACUACUUUCCCGAUCCGUUGUGUUUUAAGCCGGAACGAUUUGACACUGGUGUGAACAAAGAUAGAAGGAACCCCUACGUGUACAUUCCUUUCAGUGCCGGUAGUCGGAACUGUAUCGGUCAAAAGUUUGCAAUGAACGAAAUUAAAGUUGCGUUACUCUACAUUGUGCUGCGAUGUCGUUUCGAGUUAGAGAAUCCAGAGUACGAACCAAGAGUGAAGGCAGAGUUAGUUCUGAAGCCAGCAGGACGUAUGCCGAUUCGAUUUUUACCUAGAUCAGUAGAUAGUGUGACUGCAGGAAACUGUUGAACGGUAACUUAAUGAUAGAAACGAUUGUUUUUUGUCGUUUAAGGUUCGGAGGAAAUCUGUAAAUUUUUAAGAACAUGGAAUUGUACAAAUACGUUAUUCAUAACAAUAAAUUGAAUAAAAAUUGUA